This is a messenger RNA of Poecilia latipinna (sailfin molly), 2162 nucleotides long. RefSeq names its product glycolipid transfer protein domain containing 2a (gene gltpd2a). Bases 459 to 1364 code for a protein of 301 amino acids. Gene Ontology annotation, cellular component: cytosol; cytoplasm; membrane. The transcript has 6 exons. The record is from RefSeq and is a predicted model, not a curated record. Gene Ontology annotation, molecular function: ceramide 1-phosphate binding; ceramide 1-phosphate transfer activity. Gene Ontology annotation, biological process: intermembrane lipid transfer; ceramide transport. NCBI's taxonomy places the organism in Eukaryota, Metazoa, Chordata, Actinopteri, Cyprinodontiformes, Poeciliidae.
GCUGCUUAUGUUCAAGGCGUUUUAUUAGGUUUGUCCACAAGGGGGCGCCAGAGUCUCAGACGCAAACAAGUUUCUGCGCUCAUUGAAUCUUCAUUAAUCUGCCUGUUAUAGAGUUAAUAAUGUUAAAAACUUUUAAAGUGUUGCAGUGAGUGAUCAGGAGGAAAGAGUUAUGCACAGAACAAAAUGAGAAGUGUUUAUUUUAUCUGACAACCUGGAAUUAAGAUAAUAAAACCAGAUCCCUGCGGCUCCAAGUCAGUUUGUUUCUGAUAUUAAGAGUCUCAGUCCUUAAUCUGCUCUGAAGUCCAGAACGAGAAUCUCCCACAUUCCCCACAGCGUGACUGCGUGUUUGCUUGAGAUAAACCAGGUGAAGAGGACAAAGGUCAAGUUCAAAGGUCACUCAGAGGUGUGUGUUGGAGUCCAGGAAGCAUGUGAAGCAGCGACGGCGGUUUGUUGAGUGGAUGAUGGUUUUCCUCAGGCGGACGCUGCUGCUUCGCUACCUGCUGCUGUCCACCGGGCUCGCUCUCCUCCUCUUCCUCACCUCCUUCUGGCUCCCUCAGGGUGAACAGAGAGACUGCGGCUCAGUGUGGCAGCCAUGUUUGACGUAUUACAUCCAGACGCCUCUAGCCCCGCCCAUCCUGGAUGAGAGGGCGGAGUCAGACGAAGCCCCGCCCCUUGUCAAAGAAUGUCCUGGACAGACGUUUCAGGCCCGGAAGCUGCUGCAGUUUCUCCGGUCCAGCCUGGCUGAGGACGGCGAGGACGUCCUGCUGGAGCCGUACCUGCUCAGCUGGGACCAGCUGCUCAACUUCAUGGAGUCUCUAGGAACGAUGGUGAGUUUCUUUUCUCAGAAAGUGAGAGAAAAGACCGAACUGAUCCGACAGCUCUCCCUGAAACGCAGCUCAGAGUCUCAGGCAGCCGGUUCCUCUGGAUUAAGAACCGGGGCGUAUCGAUCUGUUCGAUCCAUGGUGGAGGCGGAGCUGCAGGCCGGAAUGGUCAGCUUCUCCCGCCGGACGGACUCAGGCUGCCGGACGCUGCUGCGGCUGCAUCGCUCGCUGCUCUGGCUGAAGCUGAUGCUGGAGGGUUUGUCUGAGGGUCCAGACGCGGAGGGACGAUUCAAAACGCCCGGAGAGCUCAGCAGAGACGCCUACAAGGUGGCGUUGGCCCCCCACCAUCCCUGGAUGCUCCGCCAGGCCGCAGAGAUAGUCUUCCUCGCUCUUCCUGACAGAGAGUACUUCCUGCAGCUGGUGUGUGUGCAGAAACAGGAAGAGGCAACACCCGUGCUGCGCAUCAUCAUCCACGCGCUCUCGGUGGUCCACACACGGACUCAACGCCUCCUGGCGAAGUACAACAUGUUGGAGCUGCCCUGAACAGGAGACUUCCUGUCAUUACCCAGACAGACAGGAAAACUCCAGCGAGUUCAAAUCACAGAGACGGAACCGUCUGAGUAGGUGGAUACUGCAAAAAUAUAUCAGUUUUUAUUAGAGGUUAUUUAUGCUAAAACAUCACAAGACAGAAAAUGGUGUCUCAGUCAAUAAUUGAGACCAACAGGAGGAAAACUCGACUCAUACAGUAGAAGAAACAAUACACAAUAGAAGAAACAAUAAACAAUAGAACAAUAGAAGAAACAAUAAACAAUAGAAGAAAGAAUAAACAAUAGAAGUUUCUGACACUUAUCUAAACCUGUUAAGUUUCAUCACAGCACUGAAGCAGCUCUGGUCACUGAGGGUCAUUUCUCUGAUGAUGGACUUGAGUCAGUUCUGGUUCUAACACAGCACUCCAGGGAAACAGGAAACAGAUGUUUCAAAGGUUUAAUUUGUUCUUGCUAAUGAUAAAUCUUCCUCACAUACAUGCAGUAAUAAAAAUCCUGGACCUGAACCGAGUGCCUGAUGAGCUCAGGUCCAAAAACCAGGCUGCUAAUCCCAAAUUAGCUGCUUUACAGUCCCUGUUUUAAAUUAAAUCACCGUCGGUGUGCAAAGCUGGAACAUUUCUCAUUUAUUCACAGGAAUGAAAACCUAUUUCUCAAAUCAAAAAGGAUUUGUUCACAACAGAAUAAAAUCAAUGCAGCGUCACAGGGGCGUCUCAUUCUGUUGACUUUCUAACAGAUGAGUUUCUGCAUGUUGUAAAAUGUGGUAACAGUGAAAUAAAAUACUUUCUCAUAUUACAGU